CGUCUCUUCAUUGCAGCCACCGACCACCGAUUUGGACCACCACCUCGCGCGAGCUCCCCCUACCCGGCCAUGGAUUCAAUCAUCGAGGUUCAGCGACACACGCACGAGGAAGUUGAGCGGUUUGAGCGGGCCUUGUACACUAUCCUCUCCAAACCGCAGCCGACGCACGAGUCGCGGUUGCAAGUCGAGCAUAAGGCGUCCCAGCUGCUCGACCGACUAUCCUCCCGGCUGGUCACUCUGAAGGACCUGUACGAGGAUCAGGACACGAGGAAGGCAGAGAUCAACUCUCUUUCUGCGCCUCCGCAACAGCAAAGUGACUUAUCCGCGUUCUACGCACGGUUAGGCCGAAUACAAGAGCACCAUGCCAAGUAUCCCGACGCCAUCAUAGCUGGGUUUGACCCGGAGUUGACCGCAUUUCUUGAGGAAGAGCAGAGAGGAGAUGAUGAGGAGUACGAGGAAGACGAUCCUGUUGCCCUUCUGUUCUCGGGUGAAGAGGCUUACGGCAAAUACCUUGACCUGUAUGCUAAUCAUACCACUUAUAACAAUCUCAAGAACAUCGGCAAGCGUCUGGGCUACUUGCAGUACUUGGAUACCCUCCUUGCCGCUCAGUCUGAGCCUGUUCACUCUGAGCUACCGACAGAUUGUCGCUUGACUCGCGACUACGAACUUUAUAUCAAGGCGCUGCACACGUACCUUAUGUCCUUCACAAAACGCGCACAACCUCUGGUCGUCGUGGAGUCUCAACAGAAGGAGGCUGAGGCUCAAUUCACGUCGAAGUGGGAUGCUGGUGAGAUCUCUGGCUGGGAAGAGGAAAAGUCAAACAAGUCCGCAGCAAAUGGUACUGGCGAGGGCAUUUGGUGUGCAGCUUGUCAGAAGAUGUACUCAAAGCAGACUGUGUACGACGCUCACUUGACGUCAAAGAAGCAUAUCAAGGCAACACAAAAGCAAGCGAGUUCGUUAGAGCAGCCUCCCGCGAAUCCGAACGGCCCGACUCAGCCAGCUCAUGAGCAAACCGGACACGAGGCGUCUCAGGCCAAUGCGAAGUCUAAGCAUCGUAAUGCCGCAUUAAUCACCCAUCUCUGCACUCAGUUGCUGAGUUCGCUCGCAUCUGUGCUCAAUGACACGAAGUCCAACGUGGAGCGCCGGUUCUCUCUAACCGCGCGUGAACGAGAGCAGGAGCUUCUCGAACAGUCCAAGCCUCCGCCCCCUGCGGCUGCACCCGCGAAUGGUGAAGCCGGCGGAGAAGAGGAAGAAGAGGAAGAACGGAUCUACAACCCUCUCAAGCUCCCACUAGGGUGGGAUGGCAAACCGAUCCCGUAUUGGCUCUACAAGCUUCACGGGUUGGGGGUCGAGUAUCGAUGUGAGAUCUGCUCGGAUCACGUAUACAUGGGAAGAAAAAACUUCGAUCGUCACUUCCAAGAAUCACGACACGCUUUUGGCAUGCGUGCACUCGGUCUGCCCAAUACAAAGCACUUCCACGAGAUCACUCGGAUCGAAGACGCCCUCGCCCUUGCUGAGAAGUUGAAGCAGGAAGGCCGACAUGAGAUCUUCGAGCAGGAGACCAUGGAGGAGCUGGAAGACGAGGAGGGCAAUGUCUACAACCGCAAGACGUACGAGGAUUUGAAGAAGCAAGGAUUGAUUUAGCAACUGCUAUCAUACAUCCGCCACCGUCCUCUUCUACAGCCUGUAUUAUACAUAGCAUUCUUGUCAUGGCUUGCUUCGUAACGUCAU
This is a messenger RNA of Rhodofomes roseus, 1731 nucleotides long. RefSeq names its product RNA splicing factor PRP9. Gene Ontology annotation, molecular function: zinc ion binding; RNA binding. Lineage: Eukaryota; Fungi; Basidiomycota; Agaricomycetes; Polyporales; Fomitopsidaceae. Gene Ontology annotation, biological process: mRNA splicing, via spliceosome. The transcript is spliced from 7 exons. Gene Ontology annotation, cellular component: spliceosomal complex. The coding region runs from base 70 to 1644 and encodes 524 amino acids. The record is from RefSeq and is a predicted model, not a curated record.